Cucurbitaria berberidis CBS 394.84 is the source of this 369-nucleotide messenger RNA. RefSeq lists its product as uncharacterized. NCBI's taxonomy places the organism in Eukaryota, Fungi, Ascomycota, Dothideomycetes, Pleosporales, Cucurbitariaceae. The record is from RefSeq and is a predicted model, not a curated record. The coding region runs from base 47 to 295 and encodes 82 amino acids. The transcript has a single exon.
AAUAAACGUUGCAUUCGAUUACUAAUGUAUAUAAGAUCGAUUACUAAUGUAUAUAAGAAAAUGGUAUCUUAUUCCUUUUCUUUCCGCGCUGCCCACGCUAUGCGCCUUGUAUAAACUGGAAAUGCCACUAGAUACUUACGAAAUGAAAGAUGUUCCAAACGCCAGUUGCCAUAUAGAUUUUCCUCGUACCGACGCCUCGGGAGGAUGUGUAUGUGAUAUCGUAAGUGCUCCGUGCGCUAUGCUAUGCUAUGCUAUGCCAUGCCAUGCAAUAUUGAAACAAUUUUCUGACCAAUAGAACGCUAUGCUGACUGAAGAGAGUAUUUUGAUGGGAAUUUUUGUUGGAGAGGUCGUGGGCUUGGUAAAUGGUAC